Messenger RNA from Guillardia theta CCMP2712, 2085 nucleotides. RefSeq names its product ERCC3/XPB/SSL2/Rad25 nucleotide excision repair (gene ERCC3). Lineage: Eukaryota; Cryptophyceae; Pyrenomonadales; Geminigeraceae. The transcript is spliced from 18 exons. Gene Ontology annotation, molecular function: DNA binding; hydrolase activity; 3'-5' DNA helicase activity. Gene Ontology annotation, cellular component: transcription factor TFIIH holo complex; nucleotide-excision repair factor 3 complex; transcription preinitiation complex. The coding region runs from base 1 to 2085 and encodes 694 amino acids. Gene Ontology annotation, biological process: nucleotide-excision repair; transcription initiation at RNA polymerase II promoter. The record is from RefSeq and is a predicted model, not a curated record.
AUGAUCGCUAUUGCGGAGCCGCACUCCCUGCACGCUGCGGUCUCCAUCGGGUUGGACUCUGAGACCAUCAUCUCUCGGCUCAGCAUGCUGUGCAAGACGCGAGUGCCGACAUCCAUUGAGAACUUCAUCCGCAACUGCACAGCUGUGUACGGAAAAGUGAAGAUGGUGAUAGUGGAUGACCGCUUCUUCCUGGAGACUCCUUCCAAGGCAAUCUAUGAGCGGCUGAGAGGAGACGAUGUCAUCAAGAGCGCAAUGACUGGAAGGGAAGGUCAAGGCAUCCUCAACGACACCGACAUGCCUUCCCUGCCAGAGGGCAUGAACGUGUUGGGCAAGGGUGAGCCGUCCAUGGGGGCGCUGAAUGACGACAAAGGGGCGAAGAAGGACGAGGCAAGGAAGGACGAGGUGGCUGCACUGGAAGAUCUCAUCGAGAUCGGUGAAGAUGACAGCGGGGCUGACGUCCGUGGGAACGACGUGCCGAGGUCUCAGAUGUGGCAGAUCGAGAUCCGUCGGAGCAUGCACCUUGAUGUGAAGAAGCAGUGCCUUGAGAUCAACCUGCCCGUGCUCGAGGAGUAUGACUUCGCAAACGACAGGGUCACUCCGGACCUCAAGAUCGAGGCCCGGCCAGGGACUUUCAUUCGCUCCUACCAAGAGAAAUCCCUUUCCAAGAUGUUCUCGCACGGCAGAGCUCGUUCGGGUUUCAUCGUCCUCCCCUGUGGUGCAGGCAAGACGCUGGUUGGGAUCUCAGCUGUUGCGAAUAUCAAGAAGUGCGCUGCUGUGAUCUGCAAUACGUCCAUGGCGGUGACGCAGUGGAAGCAGCAGUUCACCAGCACCUGGACCAACGUGAAGGAGUCAGACGUUACUUGCUUUCUGAGCAAAGGAGGAGACUGGCAGAACAAGCCUCUUGGGAAACUCCUUAUCACAACCUAUCCUAUGAUCACGUUGGACAAGAAGAGAUCGAAGGCGGGUGAGGCGCUGAUCGAAGAGAUCAAGAAGCGGCAGUGGGGGAUCAUAGUGCUGGACGAGGUUCACCUGAGUUUUGCUGAGAAGUUCUGGCAAGUUCUCAACGUAGUGAAUGCCCACUGCAAGCUUGGACUGACGGCGACGCUCGUCCGUGAAGACGACAAGAUCAAAGAGCUCAAGAAUCUGAUAGGGCCGAAGCUCUAUGAGGCAGACUGGCAGGAUCUCUCAAACCAAGGAUAUCUUGCAAGAGUUCAAUGUGUGGAGGUUUGGUGCCCGAUGACACCUCUCUUCAUGCGAACGUACCUUGAAUCCACAGCCCGGCAGAGAAAGGAUCUAUGGAUCAUGAAUCCAAACAAACUUGCUGCCGUGGAAUUUCUUAUUCAUUUUUGGGAGGAGGCUGGGCACAAGAUCAUUGUGUUCUCCGACGACCUUCGUCCCAUCGUUGCCUACAGCGAUCGGAUGAAUCGUCGUUGCAUGACCGGAGAUGACGAUGCAGCGACGAGGGAGGAGGUCCUGAGCAAGUUUCGUGACGCGAGCUCCGAGGUCAAGACGCUGUUCAUGUCGUCCGUCGGAGAUGCCGCCAUCGAUCUCCCCGACGCCUCCGUCAUCAUCCAGAUCUCUUCCAACUUCGGGUCAAGGCAGAAGGAAGCUCAACGACUUGGCCGCAUCCUCCGCCCCAAACCCGGUUCCAAUGCCCGAUACAACGCGCAUUUCUAUACCCUCGUAUCCAAGGACACGCAGGAGAUGUACUACUCGACGAAGCGACAGAGAUAUCUAGUGGAUCAGGGCUACGCGUUCAAGGUUGUCACACAGCUCGAGGACCAUCGCGGACUGGACAUCUUCACCAUGAACAAGGGCGCAGGCAAGUAUGGCGGUACAGAGCUUGAGAAGGAUCUGCUGCAGCUCGCCAUCGAAGACAGGAAAGAAGCCAAGGAACGCGUACAGGCUGCUCUCCAGUCUGCUGGAGCCUACGGAACAGGAUCGGUGAAACGAGUCUCUGGGAGCAUGAGCGGCCUGAGCGGCGGCAAGAGUCUGGUGUAUGGAGAGUAUGAGAGACAGAGGCCCGCAGGGCCUCGCCACAAGGACUUCGAGAAGUUCUACAGCAAGAAGAAACCGAAGAACUGA